Molecule: messenger RNA, 318 nt
Organism: Thermothielavioides terrestris NRRL 8126
Lineage: Eukaryota; Fungi; Ascomycota; Sordariomycetes; Sordariales; Chaetomiaceae
Exons: 2
Coding region: 1-318 (105 amino acids)
Source: RefSeq, a predicted model, not a curated record
AUGCGAACUGAGAUCGAGAGAAGCAUGAUCCUUACAACCAGCCAUCUUGUGCGCGCACCUGCUUGGCGGCCAGGGUCGCCACCAAGCGACGCCCUCCACGAUGACUGGGGCACACGGGCCAUGACCGUCGCCGUCCUCUCGCUUCCCCCCCGAGAGCUCGCCUCAGGCAAGCUCUUCCGGUUCCUUGUUUUGCGCCAGACUCAUCAGCAUCGACAGCAGCAGCAACAGCAGCAGCAACAGCAGGAGCAGGAACAGCAGCAUUGGCAGCAUCCAGUCUUCCUCUGCGGGGCCGUUCCGGGUCGACCGCUGCUGGCCUAG